AUGCCUGCGAGGUGGCUGUGGAGGUUGGUGGCUCCGCGCCUGUCUCCCCGCGAGGCGCUCAAUCGCGACUCUUCUACCGCCGAGGGGCGGGAGGGGGAAGCACGUGAGGGACGGGAGAGACCUCAUGUGUCGUUCGCUACCAAUGCGACUGUUUUCACGGACGGCCCACGGCAACAGCAGAAGCAGAAGCAGCAGCUACAGCAGAAGCAGCAGCAACAGCAGCAGCAGCAGCAACAGCAGCAGCAGAACCAAGACUAUAGCAACUCACGUGAUCGACAGACAGCCGUUGAUUGCAGCACCAUGAGCGGCGGAUUUCACGGCGUAGAUAGCUUUGAAUCGAGCCUUGCGUCAUGCACGCCCUCUCGCCUCGAUGUCUCCGAUAAUCCCAUCGCGAGGUCGCGCGCGGCUGCUGAUUCGCCCAACGAGCCGCCCUCACUGUCCCAUUGGCGGGGAUUAGAGGGCGGCGCCCAGUUCACUUGGAGGCUCGAGAGCGUGGGGGAAAGCGUGGAUUUGCGGAAAGUGCGGGAGAGGCGGCGCCAAAGGAAGGAGCAGCGCGCGCUUCGAGAAACGGCGGCGGCGGCGACCUCGAAUUCAUUGGGGCGGACAAAGUCGACUGGGAGUAGUAGCCCGGAUAAUCUGGCGGUUUUCCCGGGCGCUGCUGACUCGGAAUCACCAGCCGCGACGCCGCGAGGGCCGAGGCAGCGAAGCUUAACGACGUCCGCGGUAGGAGACGUCAUGAGAUUAGGUAGCGGAAUUUUACGCGGGGAGGCGCGCGGCGAUAGGGGGACGACGAAGGCGCACGCGGAGCGCGAGUCGGGGCGCGAUGUCCGCCGGCCGCCCAGCCCCGGGUGGGGAAGGCGGACGGUUGGUUGGGGGACGGGGAAGGACGCGGGGGAGAGCAAGGGGGGGAGCUGCAAGGAACGAGGGGUCAUGCGCACGGUUAGCGGGAAAGGCGACGGGAAAGUAGUAGGCGAGGGGAAAUCCGUAGGCGCGGAAGCGGAAGAGAUCAAGAGCGUGGGUAGGUGGAUGCGCGCGCGCGUUCCCAAGGCAAGAGAUGCGGGAUCCGCGGGGAAAGGGGGGGGAGCGGACGGCGCAGCGCAAGGGAGAGCUCUUGCCCCUGUCACAAGUCCACCCAGCAUUGCUGCUCGAGCUGGUAACCCUGUUACAGCCCAUGCUGGAAACCCUGUGUUUGGCCGCAGUGGUAACCCGGUUACCACCACCACUGGGCGUGUGAUCACCGGUCGCAGCAACGUGACAGGAAGACCAUCUAUUUCCGGGCGGCCGUCUAUUUCCGGGCGGCCGUCUAUUUCCGGGCGGCCAUGUGAGGGGUUCAGUGUGCGGCCCAGACGUAGGUGCAGCAUGGUGUGGGCGGCAGGGGGAGCAGGAGGAGGGGCGGGAGGAGGGGGUGGAGGAGGUGGGAGGGGAGGAGGAGCGGGAGGAGGAGGAGGGGGAGGAGGCACAGGGCUGAGGAGCUAUCUGCUGGACCCUAGGCAGCACCAGCAAUACCAGCUGCACGUGCAGCGGCAGCUGAGCGGCUCGGUGCAAAGCGGUGGAGAGCGGUGGAUGGGCCGAGAAAUGGGCAGGGACGAGGAGGAGGAGGGAGGAGGAGCGCAAGGAGCAACCAUGCUGAGUCAUGCCAGGCUGGGCCUGGCACGUGAUGAGUCACGCAUGGGAUCGCUGACGCCGAGCGACAGGUCAGCGCUCGACGAGUCGGUGUUUGUCGGCAGUAUUGGCCACCUGGCAACUUUGGGCGGCGCACUGGCAGCAGAAUUUGUUGAUGGAGCCCCUUCCCCUGCUGACGUGGCACAUUCUUCUGCCUUACCCAUUGCAUUAGGCACCCCCGCUGCCGAUGCUGCUGCCGCCACCGCCGCUGCUGCUGUACCGAACGAACCUCCGAAGUAUUUCCCCGGACCUGUCUCCAAACCUGCCCACCAGGGAGCUUCGGCCCCUGCAGUCAAACUUGCCGAACCUGCUCAACCAUUUCCGUGUACAGUCUCAGGUGAUUAUAGCGAGCUGGGUGCGCCUGUAAAGAGGACAAGCAGCAGGGCAGACCAGUUAAGGAAGGAGGUUGCGGAGUGGAAUGGGGAGUGGGAGGAUGCAGCAGGGGGGGUGUCACUGGUGUCGGUGAUAUGCGGGGGCUUGCUGUUUGCAAUCGCCCUGGUGACGUGCUGCCUGUGGGCCAUGUGGGAGGUGGCAGAGCGAAUGGAGGCUCAGGCGGCCAGGUAUCUCACGGAGCUGGCUGCUGCCAGGGCGACUCAGGAGGGGGCAGUGCGGGCGAAGAAGGAGUUUCUCGGAUGUAUAUCUCACGAGAUUCGGACUCCGAUCAACGGGAUUAUAGGCAUGCUGCAGCUAUUAGUGGAAGAGUGCGAGCUGGAUCAGGACCAAAGGGAUGCCAUCGACACUGCGCUGCUCUCCUGCUGGACGCUCACGGACUGGCUGGCAAAGUUUGUCUAUUCUGAGGCCCACGUCAGCAGUCCUGGUGGUGACGCCAGCAAGGGUGGUGUUCCUGUUUCUCGCUCGGGCAGCGGCGGCAAAAGUUUCCUCCUGUUCCCCGCUGCUGUGAGGGUUUCGGGCAGGAUCAGCCGGACGUUUUCGGGCAGACGAGAGGAUCUCGGGCGGAGAGCAGUGGAGAGAGAGAAAGGGAGGCUAGUUGAAGGAGGCAAGGAGAGGGAGAGGGAGAAGGAAAAGGAGAAGGAAGGGGAGAAGGAAAGGGAGAAGGUGAAGGGAGGAGAAGUGGUGAAGGAAGGGGAGAGGGAGGUGUUGAGUGCAGUGAACGUGGACAGCCACCAGGCAAGCGGUCCAGGUGCAAUGAAUGUGGACAGCCAUCAUAAUGAAUCAAGCCUUCUUGGACCCUCUUCCUCCCCCGCCACCUCCUCCUCCUCCCCCUCCUCCCUUUCCCUCUCCUCUUCCUCGUUUGCUCCCUCCCGCCCCUCACAGAACCCCUCAGUCCUCGUCCCACCCUUUCCUCAAAGCUUCCCAGCUCUUACAACCUCCCCCACCCCUUCGCCUCCUCUCCUAUCGCACAACCGCCCCCUCCCAUUGCUGGUUGGUGCUGCUAGGAGCACGUCUGAGAGCUCUGAAGAGGCAUGGCCGGCUCAGGAGGGACAGAGGCAGCUGGACGGGGUGAGGCAACAUGAGCAAGAGAAGCAUAAGGGGCAAGCGAAGCACAAGGGAUUGAGGGAGCAGGUCAUUCCGAGCCAGUUCUCAGGUUCGGUGGGCGCUAUUCCAAGCCUCUCACGGCCGUUCAUCAAGCCUUUGGUCAGUCCGAUGCUAGACCGGAGGCACGGGGCAAGAGGAGAGGCGAGAACCCCAGAAGCUAGGUUCGGAAUCGGCCUGGGAGGUGCGGAGGUGGCAGCUUCGGCAGCAGCACCUGCAGCACCGGCCGUGGCAGCCUUAUCAGAAGAGAGUGAAGCAUUUAAAGAAUCGGAUGCAGCUUCAGGUGGAGCGGGAGGGGCAGCGGGAGCAUCAGGAGCAUCGGUAUUACCCAGGCUUCCGUCUCCGGUUCGGCAGAGUGUGGAGCACCAGUCUGGUAACCAGUCUCCUCAUAAUCUGGCGUGGCACAGUGGUGCUGGUAACCGGCCUAGUAACCAGCAACCCCCAGCUGUGGGGUGUGUGAGUGACGGCGAGGGGCCUGCGGUUAUGCCAGUGGUGCUGGUGGGUAUGUCAGCGGUGACGGUGGGUAUAUCAGUGGUGACGGUGGGUACACCAGUGGUAGCUCCGCUGGUGGCAGGGGUGGGGUUGGAGGAAGGAAUGGGGCAGGUGUCAGGGGUGGGGCUAGAAGCAGGGACAUUGCUGGAAGCAGCAGCAGCAGCAGCAGCCAGCGUUCUGGGGGUGGUAAGUUGGGCCGAAUGGGAAAGUACCGGGACUGUGAUUAAAGCGAGGGUUCCUAUAGGUGACAGCAGCGGUAUUGGUAUGACUACGGCUGCUACAGAUGAGAGCAGUGGUAGCGGGGCUGUGAGUAUAACGAGGGCUGCUACAGGCAAUAGUAGCGGUAGCAGGGCCAUCAGUAAAGGGACACAGAGUUGGAAGGAGAGGAGGAGAACUGAGAGGGAGGGUUACCCUUCUGUUUCUCACCUGGGCACGCCUGAUGCUGCUGGUGGCAGCAGGGAGGUGUGUGUGAGGGAAGGUACAAUUGGGGAAGGUGUAGCUGGGGAGGGUGCAGUUGGGGAAGACUUAUGGGUUGGAGGAGAGGUGGUGUCUGGGAGUGGGCUGGCUGCUACCCCUUCCUCCUGGUCUUCUGAAAUGGACUUGCUGAUUGGUGGCAGGUGGGGGGCGGAUGGUGGGAGAGGAGAGGGGAGUGGAAUUGCGUUAAGAGGGGAGGGGAAUGAAGGAGGAGGUAACAAUGUGAAGGGUGGGCGAGAGGAGAGAGAGGAUGGGGAAGAGGAAAAGGGAGAGGAUGCAGAACGGGGUGAGGAGGUGGAGAUUAGACGAGCUAAGACUCUGGAAGCUGAUUGGUCAGGGAAACCAGGUGGGAGGAGAGGAGUUACGUUUGCAGAAGCAGAUGAAGAGGAGCGAUUAGGGGAGGAGGGGGGAGGAAGGGUGAGGGAGCGGAGAUUGGGAAGCAGGGCACGGUUCCCAGACAUGGUGGAGGUGGGUACAGAGGGGUACACGAGGGGUACGGAUGGGUACACGAGGGGUAUGGAUGGGUACGUGAGCAGUCCGGGCAGCACAGCCAGCACGAGCAGCGGCAGGAGCCAGGCGCGGUCACACGCGUCCCCAUCCCCAUCUAGUAGCUGCAUCCCUGCUGCUUCCACUGCUGCUUCCACUGCUGCUGCUGCCAUUGCUACUUCCACUUCCCCGCCCUCUUCGCCCUCCUCCUCCGCCUUCUCUUCUGCGUUUGUCCCACCUUCCACUCUCACAGCUGCAGAGGCUGCACCUGCACCAUCUGAAAGGGACCUUCUCGCUGCUCGCUCACCUGAAUCCAAGCACUCUGCUGCCCUCCCUGCUUCCUUCGCCUCCUCCCCUGUCGCCUCCCCGGCCGCCUCGUCCUCUGCUCGCGUCUCUCUUCCCAUGGUGGGGUCAAGGGAACUAGCAGCAUCUGCUGUUCCUGCUACAGAUGCUUCAGCUGGAGACGCAGCAGGAGAGGCCACAGUGGCCGAGUUUGUAGCAGCUGGGGUUGUAGCAUCAGGGGCUGUAGCAUCAAGGGCUGUAGCACUGCCAGCAGCGCUGUCCUUGACUGACCUGGAGGCAAAUCAAGCAGGGCGGGUGGACGAGUCGAGCCAGUCCCCUGCACCGCCGCUCUCCCCAAGGUCCCUCACAGCAAGACUGAGAGGGCGGCGGGUGCUGGUGGUGGACGACAAUGCAGUGAACCGCAAGGUUGUGCUGGCGGAGUCGAGCGAAGCACCCGCACCUGACCCUCCUCUCUCCCCAAGGUCCCUCACGGAGCGAUUGAGAGGGCGGCGGGUGUUAGUGGUGGAUGAUAACGCGGUGAACCGCAAGGUGGUGCUGGCGGACCCGAGCCAAGCAGGGCAGCUGGACGAGCCGAGCGAAGCACCUGUCCCACCUGACCCUCCACUCUCCCCAAGGUCCCUCGCAGCAAGGCUGAGAGGGCGACGAGUGCUAGUGGUGGAUGAUAAUGCAGUGAACCGCAAGGUGGUGCUGGCGAAGCUGCGGCCGUAUGGCAUGGUGGGCGUGCAGGCAGAGAACGGCUGCGUUGCAGUGGAGCGGUUUAUAGAGGGGAUGAAAGGGAGUGGAGAUGGAGGUGUGGUGGGUGGUGGUGGGAGUGUUGAAGCGGGUGAGGGAGGUGGAGGGGAGGGGUUUGUGUGCGUUUUCAUGGACCUUCAGAUGCCUGUGAUGGAUGGCUACGAUGCAACCAUCGAGAUCCGACGGCUGGAGGAGCAGAUGGCAGAAGACGCGGCGACUCGCGCGUCUCCCAGUCGGAAUGAGGAAGCUACUAGCUUGAGCCGCAACUUCUCCCACCCGGACGUCGUCAUAUGGGCCAAGGGACCGCUUCACAAGCGGCUGGAGGCAGUGUGUGCGGGGUACGCGCUGCACCACCUCCUGUCGUCCAAGCUGGCUCCGGCCGGAGUCCCAGAUACUCUCUGGGACUAUACCAGCGCUGCGUCUUCCCAGCAGCGGCAACCGCGGCCACCGCAGCAUCAGCGGCCGUUGCGGCUGGCCGUGCUAUGGCUGCCGGAUCGAGCCAUGCCACACGCCACGCUCAGCCACGUGCUGGGCCCUCUGCCUCCCCCGAGCGCGCUCAAAGCCGCGCAAAGCGGAGGCCACUGGCAGCAGGGCGAGUUUCAGGCGCAGGAGUCGCCGUCGUUCCCGGCAUAUGAUCAUGCUUCUGAUGAGCCGGUCGUCGUGCUGCAUCGCCGGCCGAGUUGGCUCAACUCGCCGCUCUACACCUAUGGGACCCUCAAUUCGGAAAUUCCCCAGCCGAUAUCUCAAGAUCAGCUGCAGCAGCAACAGGAAAAACAGGCUGGCACGUUCAACCCCUCCUCCUCCCAACCCCUUCCCUCCGCCCAUCCCUCUCGCAGCCUGCAAGUCGAAUUCUUCCUCUCCUCCUCCCUCCCCCACAUAGCUGCCUCUAUCAGCAACCUUGCUGACGUGGACGGCUCCUCCCAGCUCCACACCUCCAUCCAACGCUGCUACAGCCUGCUUCAGCCGUCCACGGCCGUGCAGGAGCUCAUAGCCAACGAGAACCUGACACGUGUCCAGCAGCGCACAGCUGUCUACAUCGAACCUGUAGCGCUCUACCCUCUAAACCCCCUCUGCGCUAGCUGCGACCCUCCUCACCACACAGUCAACUGCACCACCCGCCGCCUCAUGUGGUUUUUUCUCGGGCAGCCCGAAGGCGACGCUACAGUGGCGGGUUUCUGGGCGGCGCAAGCGCUGGCCGUGGCGCGCACCUUCCACCCCUCCCGCCAGCCGCACCUCCUCCGCGCCACCCUGCGCCGCUCCGCCCUCUGCCGCCCCAACCCCGCGUGGGGGGAGGCGCUCCCCCCGCCCAUCCCCCCCGCGGAACCCACUCCGCAGGAGAUUGAAGCGCGGGAGGCGCUGAGGGUGAGUUCUGGCUGGUUUGGCUGGUGGGUGGGGAGAGGAAGGGACGGAGGCGGAACGGGAGGGGAACGAGGCGACGGGGGAGCUAAGUUUGGUAGCAGCGGGAGUGGCAGGAGUGAAGGGAGUGAGGGCUUCACGGAGCAGGGGGCACGGGGAGUGGGCGCAUGGAUAGAGUGCGCGCAGCUGGAAGCAGCGGAGCUAUUCACUCUGUCAUCCGCCCGGGGGCUCAUUCACCUGCAGCACUCCCCCCAGGCGGACCUCAUCCGCGCACAAGCCUCCGCCAGGGGCAGAACGCUCCUCGUGCGCGACGUGCUGGUCGCCCCGGAGAGCGUUCCGCGCGGAGUGACUCCUGUGCCAGUGGCUGUGGGGGGGGGUAGAGGCGGGGAUGCGGGGGAGGGGAGUGGGGAGGGGAGCGCGAGGGGUGGAGUGUUUCAGGUGGAGCGCGGACUGUGCCAUGCGCCGUUCAUCGUGCCGAUUCACAAGCACCGCAUUGGGAAGCUACUGAACGUGGAUGAAUUGGAGGAGUUAUCGAAUGAGGCUGAUAAGAGCGAGGACACGGAUGAUACGGGAGCAAGUGUGGAGGCAGCAAAGAAGCAGGAAGAGGAGAUAGUCACCAUGGAGGCAGCAGCAGUGAAUGGUGGAGAUGUAGAUGGUGUCAACACUUUUGCAGCAGCGAUCGUGGUUGAAGAUGAAGCAGUAAAUGCGAAGUGUGUGGGAGUCGCUGUGAAAGGGGACAUCAUGGUGAAAGGAUCAAAGGCGAAUGCAACUGCAAAGGGGCGAGUGCUUACAAAGGAGGAACACGUUGAGGGGUAUGAGACCCGAGAGGUGUUGAGUGUUGAGAUGCCGAGGAGAAGCGAGAGGCUCAAGAAAAUGUUUCAUGGAUUGGAUGUCAAGGCGCUCAACUUCAAGACACGCACAGUGGGCGUGCCCUACUACACAGUGGGCUUGGUGUACUGUGCGCUACCGAAGGUGGGGUGUACGGGCUGGAAGCUCAGAUAUCGGGGGAACGAGGGAGAUAUUUUCGCUGGAGGGGCAGCAAAGGAGGAAGGUGCAGUAGCACAAUCAGCAGAAGCAGCACAAGGGGGUAGCUGGACGAGGAACAGUUGGUGGGGAGUGUGGAAGCACAGGUUUCAGAUGGAGAUGGGGCGUCUGCUGUCGUUUGAGGAGUUUGUGCGACUGCUGGGGGAUGCCUGGGACGAGGACAGGCGCUGGUUCCUGGACGAGCACAUCGCCCCCCAGAACAUCCUGUGUGGGCUGGACCGCAUACGCUACGACUACGUGGGGCGCUUUGAGAGCAUGGACGCGGACGUGAAAGCCCUCAUGCACCGCUUUGGGAGGGACGCCGGCGACGCCUUUGACUUCGGGAAGAAGAUCCACCCCACCAAGUCCAGAGAUCAGCUGCAGCAGAUGUUCACCAAUAAGGUGAGUGCUGCCGCAGUGUUCUCUGAGAAAAGUGUGCCUGUUGCUGUGCUAGAUCCCUUUGGGAGCGACCACGGCCACGCCUUUGACUUUGGGAAGAAGAUCCACCCCACCAAGUCCCGCGAGCAGAUGCAGCAGAUGUUCACCAGCAAGGAGACGUACGACAUUGUGAGGCGAGUGUACGGCAUGGACAUGCAUGCGCCCUUCAACAACAUCUCCUAUGAUCCCCCCGAGGAGCUCCGGAGAAUCUACGAAGUGGGGGCUGCUGGGCAGGCGGGCAGCUGA
Molecule: messenger RNA, 8706 nt
Organism: Closterium sp. Naga37s-1
Lineage: Eukaryota; Viridiplantae; Streptophyta; Zygnematophyceae; Desmidiales; Closteriaceae
Source: the annotation of a GenBank genome assembly